AUGGACUCCACUUAUCCUCUCGUCCCCGUAGUGAACUUCAUUGCGUUCUUCCUCGCCUUCCUUGUGAUGGUGACGAGCCACCUCCGGCAGUCAUGGCGUCUAGGUGUUUGCGUCUUCUCGGCCUGGAUAUCUAUACUGGCAUUGGCGACUGGCAUCGAGACCAUACUCUGGAGAGACAGCGCAGAUACGACGUUGGCGCCGGCACUGUGCGACUUGGUCACGCGUAUACAAGUUGGCACAUUAUGGUCCCAACCCGCUUGUGCUCUCAUCAUCAUUCGUUGCUUAUAUAGGACUGUACGCUACCGGGCAAUAGACUCCGGCAAUACAGGGGAGCGUCGACGUGAAUUGAUGCUCAACUUGUUUCUCCUCAUCGGAUUGCCAUCCUUGUCUAUGGCACUAUACUAUGUCGUACAGAACUCUCGGUUCCAGGUUAUCGAGCAACUCGGAUGCGGGUUCGCUUUACCGUCGACGGGAAUGACUAUAGUCUUGAUAAACGGGAUCCCGCUGGUAUUCUUUGCCAUUUCUGCUUCGUACAUGGCUGCCACGAUCGCUGUCCUGUGGAAGCACAAGCGCAACAUGGAUCGUCUCUUCGGAGGCCAGAUCGCCAUCCCGCGCUCGCUUUACGUGCGAAUCUUCACGCUCGGAGUGAUCCUAUUGAUGACUUCCGCUCUGGCCUUCGUGAACUGCUUUCCGGCCCCAACCGAGUUCUAUGCCGGUUGGUCUGCCGUGCAUGGCAAUUGGACCCCCGUGGCAGUGACAGCAUCUGAGUGGCAAGCUCAAGGCACUUUCGUGAUUUUCACCGUGAUUUGGAAUGAGUGGAUCAACGUCUGGCUCGCAGUGGCCCUAUUCGGUCUCUUCGGUCUCACGCGCGACACGAGGGCGAUGUAUGUGCAGGCCAUCAAGGCAGUCAUCAGCUUGCCCAGAAGGACGUUGCAGUCGUUGAAGCGGACUCAGUCUGGGGUACUGCCAGUCUCAUUACCCUCAUCCACGGAGAAGUCGAGUAUGAAAAGCAUAGCAGCCAUGAGGACCAUGGCGCCUUCUGCAUUGCGCUCACCAGCACCAUCACCGCUCAACAUACGCUCCGCUAAUACCGAUGGUCUCGCUAUUGAGGUCGCGAUAUCGGUAGAGUGUUGCUCAGACCGAGAGCUCGAGGAUUUGGCGGGUUCAGAACUGAAGGUAGCGAAGGAGGGUGCAGAAUGGAGCGAGGUGUGA
Peniophora sp. CBMAI 1063 is the source of this 1212-nucleotide messenger RNA. The record is from the annotation of a GenBank genome assembly. Lineage: Eukaryota; Fungi; Basidiomycota; Agaricomycetes; Russulales; Peniophoraceae.